Messenger RNA from Tripterygium wilfordii, 2067 nucleotides. RefSeq names its product pentatricopeptide repeat-containing protein At1g19720-like. The coding region runs from base 1 to 2067 and encodes 688 amino acids. The record is from RefSeq and is a predicted model, not a curated record. NCBI's taxonomy places the organism in Eukaryota, Viridiplantae, Streptophyta, Magnoliopsida, Celastrales, Celastraceae. Gene Ontology annotation, biological process: RNA modification. The transcript has a single exon. Gene Ontology annotation, molecular function: RNA binding; protein binding.
AUGGCUGCCCUGCGAAGUGGUUUACUUCCCUGUCAUUCUUUCAAUGAUCACUCUCAAAAUUUCAACAUCUGCCGGACACCCAACUUCAAAUUUCGAGCUUCAACGUCUACAUUUUGUGGAAGGAAAGGUGGAGCAAUAUCAGUUGGUAAAACUCCAAAAGCCCAUGUUUCUUCAAUCACCCAAAACGCAGUUCGAACAACUGUUAAGUACGAUGUUCAAAUUGAGGUCGAUCACCUUCUUUCUCUCUAUCUUUAUCUGUUCAACGGUAAUUCUUUCUCUGAUUGUAGACAAAUCCAUGCUCAAUUUGUGAAAUUGAAUGCUCUUAGAAUGAAUAAUUUGAUUGGGAACAAGCUGGCGAUAAUGUAUAUAAGGAAUAAUGCUUUUUUAGAAUGCGGCCGAAAGCUGUUUGACGAAAUGCCGGAGAAAACGCUUCCUUCCUAUGCGGCAGUGAUUGGUUCAUACUGUCGAUCGGGGCAAUGGGAAGAUCUUUUCUCCGUGUUCAGUUCAAUGGUUGAUGUGGGUUUGCUACCUGAUGAAUAUAUGAUACCCACAAUUCUAAAGGCAUGUUCAGCAAUGCAGAUGAUAAGGAGUGGCAAAAUGAUUCAUGGGUAUGUGAUAAGGAAGGGACUGAACUCCGAUGUAUUUAUUGGGAAUGCGUUUAUUGACUUGUAUGCGAACUGCAGGAAUUUGGGAUAUUCAACCAGUGUUUUUGAUACAAUGACAGAAAAAGAUGUUGUUUCAUGGACUGCCCUUGCUUCAGCUUACAUGGAUGAUGGCCUUUAUGAUGAGGCUAUGUCACUUUUUCAGUCAAUGGAAGUGAAUGGAGUGAAACCUGAUGUAAUAACUUGGAAUACAAUGAUAUCGAGGUUCGCUCGGAAUGGAGAGAUUGGUUUGGCUCUCCAGUACUUUGAGGAGAUGCAAAAGAAAGGACAUCGACCAACAAUCAAUUCUUGGAAUGGUAUUAUCUCAGGUUUUGUUCAAAGUGGAUAUUUUGAUGAAGGUUUAAAUGUAUUCAAAAGGAUGUUAGAGUUUCCAGAAUAUCCGGAUUUUGUUACAACUAUAAGCCUUCUACCAGCUUGUGCAGGACUAAGAUAUUUCAAUUUGGGCAGGGCAUUUCAUGGAUAUGCUCUUAAACGUCAGUUUAGCGACAACAGUCAUCUGGAAGCAUUGUUAAUUGAGAUGUAUUCAAAAUGUGGGAGGAAUAGCUAUGCAGAGAACGUGUUUUUAAGAGCCAAGAACAAAAACACUGAAAUAGGGAAUGCGGUAAUUGCGGCUUAUCUGAAUGGAGGAGGAGGAAACAAGGAAAAGGCAUUAAGGCUUCUUAAGAUGAUGGGAAACGACAACUUUAAACCUGAUGUGGUCAUCUUUAAUAACAUUAUUGCCCAAUAUGCAGGAGAAGGGCAAAUUAGUGCAGCGUAUGACUUACUGUCAGAAAUGAAUCAGAUGGGGGUAAGCCCAGAUGUUGUUACUUUUAAUGUUUUGAUUUCGGGUUUUCAACAAUCUGGACUUGCUUAUGAAGCUCUAAAAUUGUUUAGAAUCGUGCUUUCUCCUUCUAGUAGCUGUUUAGGUGACGUUGGGCAUGUGUUGGUCCAACCAAACUCUAUUACUUUUACUGGUGCUCUUGCUGCUUGUGCUGAUCUUAAACUUCAGCGUCAAGGGAAGGAACUCCAUGGAUACUUACUGAAAAAAGCUUUCGAGCGCAACAAUUACAUCUCAACUGGAUUGGUUGACAUGUACGCGAAAUGUCAUGAUAUCAAUGCAGCAACUAAAGUAUUCAAGAGAAUCGAGGAUAAAACUAUUGCUUCUUGGAAUGCUUUGAUAGCAGGUCAUGUUUAUAAUAUGCAGCUGGAAGUGGCUUUUGAACUUUUUCAUGAAAUGCUGGUGGAAGGCAUUCGACCGUGUUUAAUUACGUUUAAGGUACUUCUUCCUGCCUGUGGUGAUUUGCGAGCAUUGACAAUGGGAAAAGAGCUGCAUGGCUAUAUCAUCAAGAGUCAAUUUGAUGAUCUCCUUGCAAAUGCUUUGGCCGAUAUGUAUGCCAAGUGUUGUAGCAAUAAGAAGCCAAAUUGA